AUGGCAGCUACCGCAGACCAGGACGUCGAGUCCAAGAUCCAGCACAAUGUGCACCAGGAUGUCUACGACGAGAAGGCCGGCAUCAACACCUUCAAGGCGGAUGCCAUCGAGGCUGAAAAUGCCGAGUACAACAUGACGGUCUUGGAGGCUGUCCGGGCAUACCCCAUGGCUUCAUUCUGGGCGUUUGUCAUGUCUUGCACCAUUAUCAUGGAAUCUUACGAUGUCUUCCUCAUGGGCAAUUUCUUGGCCUUGCCUAAAUUCAUUGAAGAUUUUGGCGUCGUGUCCCCUCUCACGGGCCAGAAGGUUGUUGAGGCCAAGUGGCAAUCGGCUUUGCAGGUUUCUGGCCAGCUUGGUGCUCUCAUUGGUGUGUUUCUCGCAGGUCCAUUGACCAGCAGGAUCGGAUAUCGGUGGGCCACGUUGACCGGGCUCAUGCUCCUGAAUGUUUUCAUCUUUGCGAUGUAUUUUGCCAAGAGCUUGCCCGUUAUGUUCGUCUCUCAGCUACUCGAGGGCAUUCCGUGGGGUAUCUUCAUUGCCAACGCACCUGCGUACUGCUCGGAGAUUGUGCCACUCAGGCUGCGUGCCCCUGCCACACAGAUGCUGCAGAUGUUCUGGGCCAUUGGAAGUAUCAUCGUCGGUGCUGUGACCUACCACUACAACGACAUCAACGCAGAAGUCGCAUACAGGAUUCCAAUCGCGCUGCAGUGGAUGUUUCCCACACCCCUCGCUAUCCUCAUCUUCCUGGCACCAGAGUCUCCGUGGUGGCUGGUUCGUAAGGGUCGCACUGAAGAAGCUGCCAAGUCGGUCGAGCGCCUCGGAAAGAAGUCCACAGUCCAUUCCAGUGAGACGGUCGCUAUGAUGAGGCGUGUUAUUGAGCUCGAGAAGAGCGAGAAGAAACCCAACCACGUCGAACUUUUCAAGGGCACCGAUCUCCGACGCACCCUCAUCGUUUGCGGUGUUUACGCCGCGCAGAAUUUGACUGGUAACCUUAUCGCCAACCAGGCCGUCUACUUCUUCAAGCAGGCCGGCAUGAAUACCGAAACCGCUUUUGCCCUGGGUCUCAUUACAUCAGCUCUGCAGAUGAUUUUUGUCAUGCUCUCGUGGUUCUUGACCACUUACUAUGGUCGCCGAUCCAUUUAUCUGUGGGGUUCAGCCGGCAACUGUGUCCUGCUGAUCGCGCUCGGUAUCGCGGCUUCCGUUGGCGGCGGCAAGGCGGCAAGCAAUGCGCAAGCAUCCCUCGGUCUUAUCGUUUCGGUGUUGUUCACUCUCGGUCCAGCGCCCGCUUCGUGGGUCAUCAUCGGAGAGACAUCUGCCAUCCGUCUCAGGCCCCUUACCACCGGUAUGGGUCGUGCCACCUACUACAUUGUGGAAAUUCCUUGCAUUUUCCUCGCUUCCUAUAUGCUCAACGUCGAUGCGGCUAACCUCGGCGGCAAGUGCGGUUACGUCUGGGGUGGUACCGCUUUCUUCUGUCUCGUUGUUGCCUGGUGGGGUCUGCCUGAGAUGAAGGGUCGCUCGUACCGUGAGAUCGACAUCAUGUUCAAGCGUCGCAUCCCUGCACGCAAGUGGAAGAAGACUGACAUCAAUAUCAACGACGACGAGUAG
Molecule: messenger RNA, 1599 nt
Organism: Paraphaeosphaeria sporulosa
Lineage: Eukaryota; Fungi; Ascomycota; Dothideomycetes; Pleosporales; Didymosphaeriaceae
Product: alpha-glucosides permease MPH2/3
Exons: 4
Coding region: 1-1599 (532 amino acids)
Biological process (GO): carbohydrate transport; transmembrane transport
Cellular component (GO): membrane
Molecular function (GO): carbohydrate:proton symporter activity
Source: RefSeq, a predicted model, not a curated record